GUCCUUUAGACAUCUCAUAUGGCGUGCCCACAGACAACUCGUCGCAGCGUUUGCGAGCGUCUUGUCCCUCGCAAAGGUGACGUGAACUCAUGCUCUGAACGACCCGGCCUUGGUCCGGGAACAUGUGCUCCUCUUGGUCAGAGCGCUCGGGGAGUGUAUAUAGGCAGCAAGCGAUCUUCGUCUCAGUAUUCACCGGAGAUCGUCCAGUUGUGCUCCAACUGCCUCCGUUUCUAACUAACAACACCAACCGCAUUACCUUAAUCCCAUCAUGUCAAGGGACGGUGUCGCUUUCUACGGCUUCACAGCCGUGCCAAGAGACCCCGAUGUGCUAUUCAAGGACCAUCCCACAGCGAGUGGACCCAACCCGAAGCAAGACUUGUUCACGGUCGACGACCUCCCUCUGCCGGACUCUACAGUCGUGCGUGCCGUGAAGGAGUUUGUCAAGAAAGAGCUCGACGAGCAGACGUACAACCACAGCCACCGCGUAUACAUCUACGGCACCGCCCUGGUGAAGACGCACUUCCCGUCGUGGACAUACGACAACGAGACCUACUACCUGUCAUGCCUCCUGCACGACAUCGGGACCGCCGAACGCUUCCUCGCGACGACGAAGAUGUCCUUCGAGUUCAAGGGCGCGAUCGUCGCGCGCGACCUGAUCUUGCAGCAGGGCGGGCCUGAAGACCAAGCAGAUAGCGUUUGCGACGCCAUCAUCAGGCACCAGGACAUCUUCGUGAAAGGCGGAAACAUCACGAUGGUCGGACAAAUCCUGCAGCUCGCGACAAUUCUCGAUAAUGUCGGGAUCCGCGCGAACCUCAUCCACCCCCGCCUCAUCGAGACGACGACUGCGGCCUUCCCGCGCAAGGGCUGGUCAGAGCACUUCGGGCGCGUCAUUGAGAAGGAGCUCGCGCUCAAGCCCUGGUGCCACACGUCGACCUUCGAGGUGCCGAACUGGAAGGAGGGAGUGCGAAGUAACUUCGCGACGGACGUGCGGGGCAACGAUGUCAUGCGGCCGUUCGAUUAAGUCAUAGCGACCACUAUGAAAGUCCAGUGCAGUGAUAAUGAGAACAUACUCCGCGAGCUGCUGCUCGACGUGAUUAUGCGUCGAUGAUAGCUUCAAUAGAUGUUUGGUUUCACAUUGCGGCCAUUGAAGAACUCGGUCAGACUCCCGUUGAAUAUAUUGAUCUUGCCGUGAACAACGGUCAUCCAAGGGUCCCGUCUCACUUCAAUGUUGGACACAAGCGUUUGCUCCUUCG
Rhodofomes roseus is the source of this 1253-nucleotide messenger RNA. RefSeq lists its product as uncharacterized. The record is from RefSeq and is a predicted model, not a curated record. Lineage: Eukaryota; Fungi; Basidiomycota; Agaricomycetes; Polyporales; Fomitopsidaceae. The coding region runs from base 269 to 1021 and encodes 250 amino acids. The transcript is spliced from 7 exons.